Rhipicephalus microplus (southern cattle tick) is the source of this 2626-nucleotide messenger RNA. It is a transcript of the gene Seipin, whose product is annotated as lipid droplet biogenesis associated protein seipin. The record is from RefSeq and is a predicted model, not a curated record. Lineage: Eukaryota; Metazoa; Arthropoda; Arachnida; Ixodida; Ixodidae. Gene Ontology annotation, cellular component: endoplasmic reticulum membrane. Gene Ontology annotation, biological process: lipid droplet organization; lipid storage.
UCUGCUUUUAAAUAGCUAACGUCGUAACGGCAGUCUUGUUUACAGUUCGCUUCUCCACCACUACAGUAACUUUGGCGCUACCGUUUUAAAGUCAGUGCGCUACCUGUUAUAAAGCAUCAUCUAAACAAAACAAACGUACUGCCCACAGAAUGCUGCCGCAAUCGUCUGCGGCCCCCUUCGGGAAAAUCUACGGGACGUAAUCUGUGUUCGCGCUGUUAUGAUCGCCCAUCGUUGUGCGCCAGUUUCCUGGAGCGAAGCAGCCGUGGCACGAUGAUCCUCUCGCUGCUCAGGCUGCCGCUGACCGUGCUCAACAGCGCCAGGCAGCUGGUAUCGCAGACUUUCUUCGUGGCCGUGCUGUUCUCGGUGAUAACGUGGACUUCGAUACUGCUGUACGGUGUCUUCUACUGGAACUACAUUCCCAAGUCAUCGCACGUCUUUCCGGUGCACCUGCACUUCGAGUCCAGAGCAUGUCCCGCUGGCUUUUGCGACUUCCUGAUGGCCAACGUGACCAUCGUGAGGCCGGGACAAGACGACUACCUGGCCAGAGGACAGCGCUACAAGAUCUACCUGGAUCUUGAGAUGCCGGAGUCCGAGGCAAACCAGAGGAUCGGUAUGUUCACAGUUGUACUCGACAUGAUCAGUGAAGACGGGGAAGUGCUGAAGUCUACGCACAGAUCGGGUGUUCUUCGUUACAAGUCUAUGCUCGUCAAACUCUUCUCCACGUUGGCUUACAUUCCGAUGCUCCUCUUUGGCUCGGCAGAGGAGAAGCAGACGGUGUCUCUCCAGCUGUUUGAGAAGUAUGUGGAAGACUAUUCAAAGCCGGCCACGCAAGCAGGCCUGGUCAUCAGAAAUAGCCACAUCGAGGUCUACACUGCAACACUAAAAAUAUACGCAGAUUUCACUGGAUUAAGGUACCUCCUCUACAACUGGCCGCUCUUGUCGGCCGUCGUGGGCAUAUCGACCAACUUUUUUUUUGUGAGCCUGGUGGCACUGCUCUCUUGGAACCACCUCACUCCGGCCAAGCCAAAGCCGCGCCGCCGCUCCUCGGACGCCAGGAAGAAGGGCGCUGAGAAAGCCAAAGUGGACGAAAACGUCGACGAGACCGAAGCUGACUCGUCUAGCGACGCCAGCUGCGGCCAGCCUGACAUUGUCAAGGAAACAGGCGACGCCAAGAUCAGGAAGAGGAGAGAGCUGGACGAGAAGACGGGGAAGACUCUGAGGCAACUCUUUGGGGCAACGUCGCACGAAAGCAGCACUAGUCUCUCUUCAAUGGGUGGCGGCCAAGAGGCAAGCAGCAGCACCAGGCAGCGGACAUCGACAUGAGCCCUAAAAAGUUUCGCAGAGCUUUUACGUUAGCGCUCUUGGAUAAUCAUAGACUUGAAGCUCCUCCUUCACUCUGCAGGAUUGAGCACAGAGUCGCCUCUUGACUCGGUACUUGCUGUGUAGUGCCAUUGCAAAGUAGCGACAACUUCUGUUGAUCGCCAGCACUGCCACACUCUUCCUUCAGUUCCAUUGAAAGGCUUAACAGAAGAAAUGUCCUUUCUAGAGCACCGGGGCACACGCAGUGCCACAGGAGUCGCACGUCGGCUGUGAUAGUUUCUGGUCUGUUAUACUGCUCCCGCGCAGGUUGUGCUUCGUUACUUUGUAAGUGAGAGCGUUGCUCAGUUCUAUGGCAUUGUGUUGCACCUCAUGCGUAUGUAUUGUGCCAUGUAUGGCACUAUGGUUUUGUAUGAUGAAAUAGAUAUGACUUAUGUUGUAAUGUUCGAUUAUACUCUCGUGCCCAAAAGUAGCAGAGAGCUCUCUCCAGUGUGUACUCUGUGUUUUAGUGCAACCUAACGAGAUUGUUGUGUUGGUGUCUCACAGUGGGUGUCCUGCAGGUUAUAAGUAUGUCUCUUUGAUCUAAAACAAGUGCUACGCGUGCAUUCCCACUAGUGAUUGACCACAAUUGGCGACCAAGAGAUGAUUCACUGUGACCAAGGUUCACACGACCUGUCUGUUGCUGCAAGCAAGUGCGUCACAAUCAGUUAGUCUUAUUCACAUCUGCUCGCAGUGUGGUUGCAGCAUAAAAUGAGUGACAGCGUGUAUGUACCUCUUGCCCGUGCAUUGCAGGUUGGUCUAGGAGCAUUGUGAGUGCAGUUGCGUGACCAAGAAGCCAAGCUUGCAAGCGACUGACCCGUGAGCAUUCGAUUGCUCGUUUUAUGGGUGAAUUCUGACACUUUUGCGAGCACCUCAAAAACUUGUAUUGGCUUGUGCAAAUGUCAAAUCCUCAUACAGCCAGCUGAUCAUUCCUCAGUAUAAGCAAUAUCUGCCAUGACUUUUAGUUCGUGUCAUAUUUGCAUUCUAGCUCAAGUUGUGUGCCAGUUUGUUUUUUCUGCCAGCGAAACUUGUUUGAGAUUUUAAGCUUUGCCGUAAUUUUCACUUGACAAUUGUGCGGGAGUUCACUUGUGUUUGUCGGGGAUGAAAUAAUCCGUGCUGGCAGGCAGUCAGAACGUCACAGUCCUUCAGAAAUCCUUUUUGUGAAGCAUUCCCCCCCCAUUUCAUCCGCGGUGCAUAAACUUCAAGGAAAACAACCCAAGCAUGGCAACGCAGCCUACUCCUCCGCUUGUACAAUAAGCAUUCUGUCUUG